This is a messenger RNA of Dichotomopilus funicola, 1542 nucleotides long. RefSeq lists its product as uncharacterized. Gene Ontology annotation, cellular component: Golgi membrane. Gene Ontology annotation, biological process: GPI anchor biosynthetic process. Lineage: Eukaryota; Fungi; Ascomycota; Sordariomycetes; Sordariales; Chaetomiaceae. The transcript is spliced from 2 exons. The coding region runs from base 1 to 1542 and encodes 513 amino acids. The record is from RefSeq and is a predicted model, not a curated record. Gene Ontology annotation, molecular function: glycosyltransferase activity.
AUGCCCGACCAACAACCCCCAACAACAACACCAUGGCACACCGGCCCCCGGCCUCCUAGACCACCACUCACAACCCGGUUAGCCUCACUUGCCCACCCACGCCGUCUCUUUUCCCACUCAGCCACACGCACUCUGCUGGUAUGCACGGUGCUCUGGCUGCUCGCCUUUGCGUACGGCCGUGUGUUUCUCUGGCGGGACCCGAACAGCGCGUAUUUCCGCGCCGAUGAUGGGCGGGUGUAUGAGUUGGGGUAUUCGGCGGUAAGGCAGCAGCAGGCGAGGGAGUUUGUCGCGGGGGUUAGUGGUGGGGAGAAGAACGGUGAUGGUGGUGAGAAACCCAGCAAAGCUGGCCCCUCCCCAGCACUCUGCGCAGCCUUCAUCGCAGUACGCCGACAAGAAGUCGGCGAGGCAGCCCGGCUCUACACAGCCGACGCGAUCGGCUCCAUGCUCGCCGGUCUCGACCCCCGCGAGCGCGCCGCUCUCACCGUCAAACUCCUCUUCGCCAACACCGAACCCGCGCGCCAUCCCAGCUGGCACGCCCCCUGGGUCGACCCGCUAGUCGACGACGCAGACGGGUACCGCGGACUAACGGGGCUCACGACCGCGGGUUUGCGACAGGCUGAGGCGGACGGGGACGUGGCACUCAAGGGGGUGCAUGACUACCUGUACAUGCUGGAGCGGUGUCUGGAGGAGACCGAGGCGCCGUUUGUGGCUGUCUUCCAGGACGACGUGGUGUUCGCGGCGGACUGGAUGGCGCGUACCCUGCGCGGGCUGCAGUAUCUCGUGCGCGACCACACGCAGGCCGCGGGGGAUGCCCCCUGGCUGUACUUGCGGCUGUUCUACACCGAGACCAAUCUCGGAUGGGACGCCGAGGGCAGCUGGUGGUACGCCCACCUUCCCUGGACGCUGGCCAUCUCCUCUGCUGGGACCGCCGUCCUGCUUUUGUUCAUUCGUACCCUCAGCCUCUGCGGUCGUACCAGCAGCACCACCAGCCGCCACCGUCGUCCCGACCUGCCCACCAUCACCAUCCUCUCCCUCCUCAUCGCCCCGGCCUUCACCCUCCUCUUCUUCAUGACAGGCAAACACAACCUGCCCCUGCCGCACUACAGCCUCCACCACCCAUCCGUGCCCGCCCCGCUGAGCGCGCCGCAAUCCCCCCUCGCCGCGGGGGUCGUGCCGAUGGAUAGCAACGCGUGCUGUGCACAAGCACUGGUAUUCCACCGGCCCGCGUUGGAGGGUCUUAUUGCGAACUUGCGCUCGCGUGAGCGUGGCGAUGUGCAUACCAUGGUGGAGGAGUACUGUGAUGCAGAGGGGCUGAAGCGGUUUGCGUUGCGGGAGCAGGUGGUGCAGCAUGUUAGUUUUGGGCGGCGGGCUGGGCAGGAUGAUGCGGGGGAGAAAGAUAAGGAAGCAGCAGCAGAUAAAGUGUGGGCGUUUUGGUUUGAGACGAACCAGGCGGAGGCGGUGGAAAAAAGUCAUCGGAGGGUGCUUGGGGAGGUGGACUGGGGGAUGCUUGAGCGGUUGAGCGGUGUAAUGUCUAAUCAGUGA